Messenger RNA from Cryptococcus deneoformans JEC21, 1718 nucleotides. RefSeq names its product transcription factor iiia, putative. The transcript has 5 exons. Gene Ontology annotation, biological process: regulation of transcription by RNA polymerase II. The record is from RefSeq and is a predicted model, not a curated record. Lineage: Eukaryota; Fungi; Basidiomycota; Tremellomycetes; Tremellales; Cryptococcaceae. The coding region runs from base 40 to 1557 and encodes 505 amino acids. Gene Ontology annotation, cellular component: nucleus.
UCUGCAACUUCAGUUAUAACUGGCUCAUCUCCGCAUAGGAUGACGCUCGUCCUAAAACCACCGUCACUGGGUGACCUUAUGGUAUUUGAGGACUUUCUCACUCAUCCUACUCAUCACCAACCCAAGUCCAUGGCUGAGAGAAAACAUGACUGGCCAAGUCGGACGGAAAAGAGAUACAAAUGUGCCUAUGAAGGAUGCGAUAGAGCUUACACCAAACCAUCAAGACUUGCUGAGCAUGAGAUGACCCAUCGAAAUGAGCGACCCUUCGCCUGUUCACAAUGCCCUCGGACAUACUUCAGAGAAGACCACCUCAAAGCCCAUGCGCGCACCCAUUCGAACGUAAAGAUCAAGCCCUUCCCGUGUACCCGUGAAGGCUGCAAACAGUCUUUCUGGACUGCAUCAAAACUUCGUCGACAUGAAGAGGUUCACGAUAAGGACGGUGCCUAUCCUUGUGACAAGUGUGAGGCUGCGUUCAACAAGCACCACCUUCUCCGAGAACACGUCGCUGUAGCCCAUAUGCCUCCCGGUACCAAACCUUUCAUCUGCACUCAUGAAGGUUGCAGCGCUUCUUUUGCAACGAAAGCUCAUCUCAAGAAUCACGAGAAGACCCACGACGAAAGACGGUAUAUUUGUUCUCACCACGAUCAUGGCGAAGAUUUCCCCAAAUUUUCCAAGUGGACAGAACUUCAAAAGCACAUAUCUACGGAACACCCGCCCACAUGUCCUCAUCCUGAAUGCAACGGUCGAAUUUUCAAGAACAAUCAACGUCUGAGGGAUCAUUUGCGUGUACACGCGGAUCAACAGGCCGACAAAGCUGCGCUUGCGGACCGACGCGAGGAAGAAAUGCCACAAUUGCUGUUAGAAGGGUUGGGCAAAAGUAGAAAGAAGAGGAAAUCUUUUGCGCAACGGGAGGCAGAGGACAACGGACCUAGGAAGUUGAGAAAGAUUCUCAACGGUGAUGCUGGAAAAGAUUGGGCUUGUGAGCAUGAGAGCUGUGACAAAAAAUUCAAAUCUCGAUAUGCUUUAGAAACCCAUAUCAAAGUUGUCCACCAAAACAUCCGUGAACAUGUUUGCCCCCGUGAAGGGUGUGGCAAAGCGUAUGCCUACAAAACCAAUCUGAAUCAACAUCUCGCCAAACAUAAUUUAUACGCGGGACCUUCGAAAACCGCGACAUCUGAAAGCGGGAUGUUGACUGGGAUGGUCAAGGAGAUGAGGAGAUUCAUCUGUCCUGCAUGGGCAUUAGGCGUCUUUCCAGAGAACGGGGAUAUGAUUGUCACUCCACCGCGGCCUGAGCUUCUUACGGAGGACAAUAAUGGUAAUGAACAACUUCAAUCUAUCGUCAGAUGCAGAGACCCUGCACCGGAGUCAACCACUACCGCCAACACUUCAGCAAUACCAACACAAUCGACACCCGAAGAUUUGAUUGGCAAGAGGUGUAUCCUUCGAUUCUGGAGAGUGUACGACGUUCGACGGCAUCUCAAGUCAGAGCACCGUGUCGAGCUUGACGAUAUGCAAAUUAGGAGAUUGUUGCUCAGCACUGGUCAAACCGGGGAAUAGAAUGUUAGAAUGUAGAUGGAUAGAAGGAAAGAUGGGAUAAUGUAUUAGUAGUAGAUAUUACUCGUAUUGUUGUAGUUACUGGCUAGUAGGAUUUGUAUUUCCGACUUUUUGCUGUGGUUUUUUGGCCAGUGAUGGUCAUUAUGAAUAUGUUCUUGAUUUCG